AUGGCAGAGAACGAACAGGGAAUAGGUGAUUGGUCAGCCAACUAUAAUUCGUAUACCGACUGUGGCGAUGUUAAUUCCGCACAAGACAGACAGCCUAAUCCAAAUAAUCCCAUGGAGUACUGUUCAACUGUACCACCCUUGCAACAGUUAGCGGGCGGUUUGCCGCCACCACCAACGGUGAUGGUACCUGUGGGUGUUCUAAAGAGAGAGGGUUCGAAACAUCGUGCAGAAGGACAAAAAUCUGUAAUAUUCAGUGAUGGAAUAAGGCCUGGCUGUGACCUGACAGAGUUAGACACGUGUUGGGACCCAAAACCACCGUACCAUAAGCAGGGAAAUAAACGGAUUUUUGCAUCGGGGUCUGUGUUAACUGACACUGCAACGAGGAGGCAAAAUCAUCCACCUUUAGACAGUACGACCAAUAGUUAUAUACCACAUGAUCCUAAUUUAUUGCCUCCGACUGUCACGAUACACAAAGGCCAAAUUACAUACCAUCCACCUAUGGACGAAAGUGUGCUUUAUAAAACACUGAAAAACGAAUGCGAACCGUCAGUAAUGUUCGCAAUUAAUCGUAAUCUUUAUGCAUAUGUGAAAAUAACCAGUUUAAAUUGCUGCGUAAACAAGAUCUGCUGGAAUGUGACAUCGAGAGGUCUUGCUUGUAUUGGUCAGGAUGAAAUUAUUUUACUAGUUGAAGUUUUGCCAGAUGAAACACGAAUUCCAAAGGACCUUCUCACAUACAUUAAUCAAUUAUAUCUUGAAGCUAUUAAAGGUAAUACAGUGACGGAACUCGGCUUCUCAGUAUAUCAAAAUACUAACCUAUUAUUAGGUUCACGCGAGCAUGCGGGAUUUCUUUUUAUUCGUCAGACAUUGCAAUGCUUACAAAAGAUUAUUUUACCGCCUGCACCUUUCUUGAUUGGUCUGUUGGUUCACAGGUGGGAAACUCCAUGGGCUAAAAUAUUUCCAUUGAGGCUACUUUUACGUCUUGGAGCGGAAUAUCGUUAUUAUCCUUGCCCAUUAGUAUCUGUUCGUUUUCGAAAUGCGUUAUAUUUUGAGAUUGGACAUACUGUUAUGAAAGUAUUAGCAGAUUUUAGAAAUUUCGGAUAUACUUUGCCAGGAGUGAGGGGCUUAACAAUUCACCUUAAAAAUCGUACAACGGACGUUAUGUUUCCCAGAAAUCGAUACGACCAAGUCAUAAAAGGACUCCAUAAUUCGAACGAUCACGUCUUAGCUUAUGCCUCAAAUUUUAGUAUAACCGCUGAUUCACAUUUAGUUUGCAUACAAACAAAUACUGGUGACGAGAGCAGUUAUCAAACGCAAGCGAUAAACAUUCACAACAAGCCAAGAACAGUAACCGGCGCCAGUUUCAUCGUCAUCAAUGGUGCUCUAAAAUCUUCCCUGGGUCUUUCUGCCAAAUCCAGUAUUGUUGAGGACGGAUUAAUGGUAGAAAUAAUGCCAGAGAAAAUGGAAGCUUUGAAAGCUGCUCUAAAAAAUAUGCAAGAUUUUUCAAUCGGUUGUGGACGACAGGGAGCGUUGGAACCGGAUGAAGUUGUAAACAUAAAGUGGGUCGAUAAUGAUAUGCUGUUUAAUCUGAGUGUUAAAAGUCCUAUUGAUGGACAAUUAAUGGAUGGUAUACCAUCUAUUAGAGUGCAUAAUGGCAUUGAUUAUAAAGGUGCAACCCGAUUUAUACGCUGGACAGAAGUAUUUAUUAUAAAAUCAGAUGAUCACUCGAGUGCCGUGAAUGAUCCUGUAGAUAUAAAUAAACUAUCUGGCAGUAUAGCAAAAGCGACAUGUGCAGCGUUAGUUAAAUUAUUGGAUCUUCUGGCAACAGCAGGUUUAACAAAGCUCGGUGUGCGGACAACGAUUCAUCCAGAUAACGUGGGAUAUGAAGCUGGAAGUGAAGGUACAAAAUUACCGCCAAUAUAUAUGAAAAGUUUAGACAAUGAAUUGAUUCAAGUUUUACAUAAAGCUGUGCAAAGCAGUCAGGAUGCACAUACCGUGCUUGAAUUGAUAUUUUAUGUGCUUGAGGAUUAAAAGGGAUAUACAGUAUUUCAAUCGCUGAUAUCUUCAUAAUGACAUUGAAAAAAAUUUCAUUGAACUGGGAAGAUGUGCAAUUGCUUUGAACAUCGUGGUGCAGUGAUU
Messenger RNA from Mycetomoellerius zeteki, 2136 nucleotides. RefSeq names its product zinc finger FYVE domain-containing protein 9. Gene Ontology annotation, cellular component: early endosome membrane. Gene Ontology annotation, biological process: endosomal transport. Bases 1 to 2028 code for a protein of 675 amino acids. The transcript has 12 exons. The record is from RefSeq and is a predicted model, not a curated record. NCBI's taxonomy places the organism in Eukaryota, Metazoa, Arthropoda, Insecta, Hymenoptera, Formicidae.